GCAUGCGCACAACAGCUGCUGCUCAACGAGCCACAUGCUAGUAGACUAGUCUUAGUAGUUAGUACCUAGCUAGAGAGAGAGAGAGGGGGGGGGGAGAGAGAGAGAGAGAGAGAGAAGCGAGAGGGAAGAAGCAACCGAGAAGGAGAGAAGGUAGCAAGAAGGAAGAAGGCGAGCGGAGAGGCUGAGGAGAGCGCGCAAUGGAGCAGCAGCAUCAGGAGCGGCCGCGGGAGGUGUACCGGGAGUGCAUGCGCAACCACGCGGCGAAGCUGGGGACCUACGCCUCCGACGGCUGCUGCGAGUACACCCCCGACGACGGCCAGCCCGCCGCGAUGCUCUGCGCCGCCUGCGGCUGCCACCGCAACUUCCACCGGAAGGCCUUCCUCGACGCGGCCGCGGGGGCGCCCGGCGGCGGCGGCGGCUUGCACGGCGCAAUGCUGACCUCCUCCCCCGGCGCGCCGGCUGGCUACGGCAUGCACAUGGCGAUGGCCGCCGCCGGCAUGGGCGGGGACGGCGGCGCGCACGGCUCCGCGGGCAGGCGGCGGACGCGGACCAAGUUCACCGAGGAGCAGAAGGAGCGCAUGGCGCGGUUCGCGGAGCGGCUCGGCUGGCGGAUGCCCAAGCGGGAGCCCGGCCGCGCGCCGGGGGACGACGAGGUGGGGCGCUUCUGCCGGGAGAUCGGGGUCACCAGGCAGGUCUUCAAGGUCUGGAUGCACAACCACAAGGCCGGCGGCGGCAGCGGGGGCGCGGGCGCCGGCGUCGCCGCUCAGACGUCGUCGUCCACGACGCGUGGCGGCGGCGGCGUUGGAGCAGCAGGAGGAGGGAGCAUGUCUCCGGUGAUGGGCGGCGACGGCGAGGACGACGAGGAGGUGAGGGGGAGCGAGAUGUGCAUGUAGCAUCGUCGUUACUUGCGGCGGCAAUGCCAUGGCCUGCUGGCUGCGAUCCCAUGAUUAACACCUCCUUUUGCUGCUAAUUCCUUUCGGUGAUUUUGCUUCCAUGAGUUCAUGAUUGUUGAUGAUGAGAGGCUGAUUGUUUAAACGGCUGUACCUGUACUGAUGCUGUGCUAUUGUGAUCAUUCAUUCAUUUGUAUGUUCACGAUCUCUUGCUUUCCUGUCUUAUCACUACUACCUACCUCGCCAUGAAAUUUUAAGAUCGGUGAUACUGUGAUACACAUAUGCAUGGGCAUA
Panicum hallii is the source of this 1184-nucleotide messenger RNA. RefSeq names its product zinc-finger homeodomain protein 11-like. Gene Ontology annotation, cellular component: nucleus. Gene Ontology annotation, biological process: regulation of developmental process; regulation of DNA-templated transcription. NCBI's taxonomy places the organism in Eukaryota, Viridiplantae, Streptophyta, Magnoliopsida, Poales, Poaceae. The transcript has a single exon. The record is from RefSeq and is a predicted model, not a curated record. The coding region runs from base 198 to 893 and encodes 231 amino acids. Gene Ontology annotation, molecular function: transcription cis-regulatory region binding; DNA-binding transcription factor activity.